AGAGCAGAUUUGAAUCCCAGAAGAAGCAGAGCAAAGUGAGAACGGGGACGAGGAUGGCGGCGACCGUAGAUGACCUCUUGAGGCUGGAGAUGCCUGCGGGUGAGAAGCGCAUCAUUGCAGAGUACAUCUGGGUGGGAGGGAGCGGUCUUGACCUCAGGAGCAAGCCCCGUACCCUGACUGGUCCCGUCAAGUCGGUGUCUGAGCUUCCCAAGUGGAACUACGAUGGCUCCAGCACGGGCCAGGCUCCCGGCGAGGACAGCGAGGUGAUUCUCUAUCCACAGGCCAUCUUCAGGGAUCCCUUCCGAGGCGGGGACAACAUCCUUGUGAUGUGCGACUGCUACACUCCUCAGGGCGAGCCCAUUCCCACCAACACCCGCUACGCCGCCAACAAGCUGUUCCAGCAGGCGCUGGAGACGGAGCCGUGGUUCGGCCUGGAGCAAGAAUACACUUUGCUGGAGAAGGAGCACAAGUGGCCGCUGGGCUGGCCCGUCAAUGGCUACCCCGGCGCGCAGGGGCCGUACUACUGCGGCGUGGGUGCUGACAAGGCGUGGGGGAGGCGCAUCGUGGACGCCCACUACAAGGCCUGCGUGUACGCCGGCAUCACGAUCAGCGGGACCAACGGCGAGGUGAUGCCCGGGCAGUGGGAGUUCCAGGUGGGGCCGGCCGUCGGCAUCGCGGCCGGGGAUGAGCUGUGGGUGGCGCGGUACUUGCUGGAGCGGAUUACCGAGUUGGAGGGGGUGAUUCUGUCCCUGGACCCGAAGCCCGUGGAAGGCGACUGGAACGGUGCCGGGUGCCACUGCAACUUCAGCACCAAGGCGAUGAGGGAGGACGGCGGAUGGGAGGUGAUCAUGGAGGGCGUGAAGAAUCUGGAGCUGAGGCACAAGGAACACAUCAAGGCGUACGGCGAGGGCAACGAGCGGCGGCUCACGGGCCGCCACGAGACGGCCAGCAUGGACCGGUUCUCGUGGGCCGUUGCGAGCAGAGGGACGUCCGUGAGGAUCGGAAGAGACACGGAGGCGAAGAAGAAGGGGUACAUGGAGGACCGUCGCCCGGCGUCCAACAUGGACCCGUACGUCGUCACCUCCCUCGUCUUCGACACCACCACGCUCUGGAAGCCAUUAUAGAAUGAGGCAUAUACAGUGACAUAGCGGUUUUCUAUGUCACAGUACACCAACCUGUACGCGAGUUGUUGUAAGAGAAGGUAGUAGUUGCAAGGCUCUUUGUGGUUCGAUUUUCUGGUCCAUUGUUUCUGCGUAAGUUAUAGUACACUUCGGUCCUUGCUGUUCAUCUUAGCAGCACGAAGGAUGAAUUCUUUAACAAUGAUGCAUUCAUGACAUAAUGUAGAUACCUCCGCUCGAAAGUACAUCGCAUUCAGAGCCGGUUCUGAUGUGUGUGUGUGUGUGUGUGUGUGUGUGUGUGUGUGAGAGAGAGAGAGAGAGAGAGAGAGAGAGAGAGAGAGAGAGAGAGGGGAAAGACGUGUAGUUGAGGAAUGAAUAGUGCAGUCGUUU
Chara braunii is the source of this 1508-nucleotide messenger RNA. NCBI's taxonomy places the organism in Eukaryota, Viridiplantae, Streptophyta, Charophyceae, Charales, Characeae. The record is from the annotation of a GenBank genome assembly.